Messenger RNA from Eutrema salsugineum, 1644 nucleotides. RefSeq names its product 4-coumarate--CoA ligase-like 4. Gene Ontology annotation, cellular component: peroxisome. Gene Ontology annotation, molecular function: CoA-ligase activity. The transcript is spliced from 5 exons. NCBI's taxonomy places the organism in Eukaryota, Viridiplantae, Streptophyta, Magnoliopsida, Brassicales, Brassicaceae. The record is from RefSeq and is a predicted model, not a curated record. Bases 1 to 1644 code for a protein of 547 amino acids.
AUGGCGAUGCCUCAGAGAUAUGUCACUGAUCCGAGAAGCGGUUUCUGCAGAGCAAACUCCACAUUCUUCACUAAACGCAACCCCUUGAAUCUCCCGGCGAAUCCUUCGCUCGACGUCACAACUUUCAUCUCCUCUCAACCCCACCGUGGCACCACCGCCUUCAUCGACGCCGCCACUGGCCACCGUUUAAGCUUCUCCGAUCUCUGGAGAGCCGUCGAUCGUGUCGCCGACUGUCUCCACCAUGAAAUCGGAAUUCGUAGAGGAGACGUCGUACUCAUCCUCUCUCCGAACUCCGUGUACAUUCCCGUCGUCUACCUCUCCGUCUUGUCUCUCGGCGCCGUCGUCACCACCGCGAACACUCUCAACACCGCCGGUGAGAUAUCCAGACAGAUCUCCGACAGCAACCCGACGCUCGCGUUCACGACGCGCCAGCUCGCACCCAAACUCCCCGCCGGUAUCUCCGUCGUCCUCACCGACGACGUGGAGGAGCGCACUCGUGGAGUCGAUGUCGUGGGGAUUUUGAGCGAGAUGAUGAAGAAGGAACCGAGUGGGAAACGAGUCAGAGACCGAGUCAACCAGGAAGACACGGCGGCGAUGCUUUACUCGUCGGGGACCACAGGACAAAGCAAAGGCGUGAUCUCGUCUCACGGGAAUUUGAUUGCUUACGUGGCGAGAAAGAUAUCGGAGGUUUCGUUGCCGGACGAGAUUUUGAUCUGCACCGUCCCGAUGUUUCACACCUUCGGGCUGUUGAAUUUCGCUCUGGCCACCGUUGCAACUGGUUCGACGGCGGUGAUCCUCCGGAGAUUCGAGCUAGACGACAUGAUGGCCGCCGUCGAGAAGUACAAGGCGACGGCUCUGACUUUGGCGCCGCCGGUUUUGGUGGCUAUGAUCAACGGAGCAGAGAAGAUCAAGAGGAAGUACGAUCUGAGCUCGCUGAGAACGGUGAGGAGUGGUGGAGCGCCGUUGAGCAAGGAGGCAACGGAGGGGUUUCUGGAGAAAUAUCCGACGGUCGUUAUACUUCAGGCGUAUGCGUUGACGGAAUCAAAUGGUGGAGGAGCUUUCACGGAGACGGUGGAGGAGAGCCGGAGAUACGGUGCGGCGGGGAAGUUGACGUGUGAUGUGGAGGCCAGGAUCAUGGAUCCGAAUUCGGGUCGGGCUUUGGGAAUUAACCAAACGGGCGAGCUCUGGCUCAAGGGCCCGACUAUUGCUAAAGGUUAUUUUAAAAACCAAGAAGCUACGAAUGAAACCAUCAAUUCAGAAGGAUGGCUAAAAACAGGAGAUCUCUGCUAUAUUGAUGAGGAUGGGUUUGUUUUCGUCGUGGAUCGAUUGAAAGAACUAAUCAAAUACAAAGGCUAUCAGGUGCCUCCAGCUGAGCUAGAAGCUCUCCUAAUCAUUCAUCCAGACAUUGUCGAUGCCGCAGUUAUUCCGUUUCCGGAUAAAGAAGCAGGACAAUAUCCGAUGGCUUACGUGGCACGGAAGCUUGAGAGCAAUCUCUCUGAGAAACAAGUUAUCGACUUCAUCUCAAAACAGGUGGCACCGUAUAAAAAGAUAAGAAAAGUCGCUUUUAUAAACUCCAUACCAAAAUCUGUAUCCGGCAAGACACUUCGUAAGGAUCUAAUCAAACUAGCCACUUCUAAACUUUGA